Molecule: messenger RNA, 2277 nt
Organism: Histoplasma capsulatum G186AR
Lineage: Eukaryota; Fungi; Ascomycota; Eurotiomycetes; Onygenales; Ajellomycetaceae
Exons: 6
Coding region: 1-2277 (758 amino acids)
Biological process (GO): regulation of DNA-templated transcription; DNA-templated transcription
Cellular component (GO): nucleus
Molecular function (GO): zinc ion binding; DNA-binding transcription factor activity, RNA polymerase II-specific; transcription cis-regulatory region binding
Source: RefSeq, a predicted model, not a curated record
AUGCCGCCUGGUGCAGCAAACCCGUCCAUGGUGGCGUGCACACCAUGCCGUGUUGUCAAGAUGAAAUGUACUCGCGAGUUAAACUCGACCAUAUGCUCCCGUUGCAAGCGCAAGUCUUUGACUUGUUAUUUUGAAGCACACCGACGUGGCCGCAAACCCGGCACAAGGUUGCGUCCAAAACCGGAACGAACUCAGGAGAGAGGCUAUCUUGAAUCAACAUACCGCGCACCGUCUACCCCAUCAACGGAUAGAGAUGUGCCAGCGAGUGUAGAACGAAAGGAGUGUUCAGAGCCUUCUCUGGCAUCUGAUAGCCUUGCGCCAUAUGGCUGGCUCCCAAAAUCCGCUACGGCUGGAAAAUUUUCCAUCGCAAACGUACUCAAUGCAGAAGACGAAUCUCCCACACAUCAUGCUUCGGAAUACAGAGCCCGAAGCUUUGCAACAGAUGAAAACUACGUCAAUGAUAUGAACGAUCCUAUAAACCUCGAUAUUGUUGAUCUUCCUACGUCCCGCAUUUUGUUUGAAAACUUUUUCAAUUACAUGAACCCUUUCAUCUGCCAAUUUGAUCCAAGACUACACACACUUAAGUACAUACGGACGCGGUCAUCUUUUCUGUUUUCCGCCGUCCUUGCUGCGGCAGCAAAGAUUUUCAAGCCAUCCUUAUACUCUAAACUUCAUGAACAUGUAGAACACAUCCUCAAAGAUGUCCUAAGCUCCGGAAAAAUAUCUACAGAAAUUGUGCAGGGAAUCUGUCUUUUGACCUAUUGGAAAGAACCAAGUGAUUCACGGGCAUGGCUCCUGGUGGGUUACGCUAUACGGGCGGCUAUAGAAAUGGGUUGGCACAAGUUUAAGCCACCGCCUCUACAUCACACUGAAGGCUCAACGCGAGAACCAAUGGAAUCAGAGAUUGAAGUCCGCGAGCUGCGAAGUAAAGAACGAAGUUGGCUUAUGUUAUUUGUGUAUGACAGAAGUGUGAGCCUACAACUGGGGAAGCCAUGGAUGAUUCAAAUUGAUUCCCUGAUUCGAAGCGCAGAAACUUGGCACCAACAUGUCUACGCGGUGCCUGGUUGUGAUCAAAUCAUGUCUGCGUUCGUACAGCUCCGCAUCCUUGGGUCUGAGAUUGUAGAGCUCUUCUGGAUCGAUCCAGUUGCCACGACUGCACAAUCGAUUAUCAAGAAUGAAGUUAUCUUGAAGCUCUUCAACGGCGAGUUGGAUAGAUGGGAGGCUAAAUGGUACAAGAUUGUCGAAGAAGUCAGCACCAAUGUUGCCCAUCGCUUUAUCAUCCGGUUUUACGGAACGCAUCUUCGACUCCUCUUGCACUCCUUUAGACUUCAGCUCUCAAUCCUGAGUGGGAAUAUUUCCAAACAAGCACUCUGGGUUUGCUAUACCAGUUCCUUGGAUAUGCUUCGCUUAGUUGUUGACAGACUUGGGGUAACAUCCCACUCGCCUUACUGUCAAGACUCUGUUCAUGUGAUGGUCGCGUAUGCUGCUGUGGUUAUGAUCAAGAUCUUGCUCUCUUUACCGGGGGAGCUCCCUGUCGAAUCCGAAAGCCUGAUCCUCGAACUCAUCAGCGAAACUGGCAAAACCUUCAGCACACGAGGCCAAGCUACAAACACUAGCUCCUACCACCAAAGCAGAUUCCUCGCAAACGUAGUUGCGCAGUACCGGAAGUCGAAGGAGGAACCAUCAUUCCCAUCAAACAAAUGGCUGAAACAGCAACACCAACUUCUAGAGAAAAGAGGGAACCUAGAAUAUCGUCUUCGUCAGUUACCUCCUCCCCAACACCAGGGAGGAAAUACGGCAUCUCAACGAUCGACUUCCCCUCCCCAAGCAAUUCUGCCCCUAUCCCCCCCAACAGUUUCCGGAAAUGUGCAGGGAUAUCAACAAAACUCGCUUCCCCCUCCACAAAAUCGAGAGCAGCAGCAACAAUUGCACCAGAACCACUUCGACCAACCCAAUACCAAUCAAGCCCAAAUAACCUUACAGCCGGACCCACACCAAUUCCCUCAAGUUCAAGCAAACACACAGCUGUCACAGCGAGCAUGCCCGCCACUGGACCUCAAUCCAUGUCCAAUUCUUAAAGCUCGGAAUAACAACAUUUUUACAACCUCUACACAGAAUAACAUCGAGACCUUUAUGGCGAUGGAAGGCCAGAGUACUGCUACACCACUAUUUACUGAUAACCUCGUCUGGGAGGAUCUGUUUGCGCACGCUGGGUUCAAUAUAAGUAGUGGCGCGUUUUUGCCAAAAUUGGCCGACGGGACCGGAAUGGGCGCUUGA